Molecule: messenger RNA, 2524 nt
Organism: Castor canadensis (American beaver)
Lineage: Eukaryota; Metazoa; Chordata; Mammalia; Rodentia; Castoridae
Gene: Prpf4
Product: pre-mRNA splicing tri-snRNP complex factor PRPF4
Biological process (GO): mRNA splicing, via spliceosome
Cellular component (GO): U4/U6 x U5 tri-snRNP complex
Molecular function (GO): protein binding; U4 snRNA binding; U6 snRNA binding
Source: RefSeq, a predicted model, not a curated record
GUUUGUUGAGCGCGCUGUGUGUGCACUUUCUGAAAGCUAGAGCGCGGCUUUCUCUGGGGCCUGUCCGCUCCAGAUCCCAGCAUGGCUUCCUCACGAACCUCCUCUACGGCCACCAAAACUAAAGCACCUGAUGACUUAGUCGCACCUGUUGUGAAGAAACCACAUAUCUAUUAUGGAAGUCUGGAAGAGAAGGAGAGGGAACGUCUGGCCAAAGGAGAGUCUGGGAUUUUGGGAAAAGAAGGGCUUAAAGCAGGAAUCGAAGCAGGAAAUAUUAAUAUAACCUCUGGAGAGGUAUUUGAAAUUGAAGAGCAUAUCAGUGAACGACAGGCAGAAGUAUUGGCUGAAUUUGAGAGAAGGAAGCGGGCCAGGCAAAUCAACGUUUCCACAGAUGACUCAGAGGUCAAGGCUUGCCUUAGAGCCUUGGGGGAACCCAUCACACUUUUUGGAGAGGGCCCUGCUGAAAGAAGAGAAAGGUUAAGAAAUAUCCUCUCAGUGGUUGGUACUGAUGCACUAAAAAAGACCAAAAAAGAUGAUGAGAAAUCUAAGAAGUCCAAAGAAGAGUAUCAGCAAACCUGGUACCAUGAAGGACCAAACAGCCUGAAGGUGGCUAGAUUGUGGAUUGCUAAUUAUUCACUGCCCAGGGCAAUGAAACGUUUGGAAGAGGCCCGUCUCCAUAAAGAGAUUCCUGAGACAACUAGGACCUCCCAGAUGCAAGAGCUGCACAAAUCUCUCCGGUCUUUGAAUAAUUUCUGCAGCCAGAUUGGGGAUGAUCGGCCUAUCUCCUAUUGUCAUUUUAGUCCCAAUUCCAAAAUGCUGGCCACAGCCUGUUGGAGUGGGCUUUGCAAGCUCUGGUCUGUUCCCGACUGCAACCCCCUGCACACUCUCCGAGGCCAUAAUACAAAUGUAGGAGCAAUUGUAUUCCAUCCCAAGUCUACUGUCUCAUUGGACCAAAAAGACGUUAACCUGGCAUCUUGUGCUGCUGAUGGUUCUGUGAAACUUUGGAGUCUUGACAGCGAUGAGCCAGUGGCAGAUAUUGAAGGUCAUACAGUGCGUGUGGCCCGAGUAAUGUGGCAUCCAUCAGGACGUUUCCUGGGGACCACCUGCUAUGACCGUUCGUGGCGCUUAUGGGAUUUGGAGGCUCAAGAAGAGAUCCUGCAUCAGGAAGGUCACAGCAUGGGUGUAUAUGACAUUGCCUUCCAUCAAGAUGGCUCUUUGGCUGGCACUGGGGGACUGGAUGCAUUUGGUCGAGUUUGGGACCUGCGCACAGGACGUUGUAUCAUGUUCCUAGAAGGCCACCUGAAGGAAAUCUAUGGAAUAAAUUUCUCCCCCAAUGGCUACCACAUUGCAACUGGCAGUGGUGACAAUACCUGCAAAGUGUGGGACCUUCGACAGCGGCGUUGCGUCUAUACUAUCCCUGCCCAUCAGAAUUUAGUGACUGGUGUCAAGUUUGAGCCUAUCCAUGGGAACUUCUUGCUCACUGGUGCCUAUGAUAACACAGCCAAGAUCUGGACCCACCCAGGCUGGUCCCCACUGAAGACGCUGGCUGGCCACGAAGGCAAAGUGAUGGGCCUAGACAUUUCUUCUGAUGGGCAGCUUAUAGCCACUUGCUCAUAUGACAGGACCUUCAAGCUCUGGAUGGCUGAGUAGGCAAAACCAUGGAAGAACAACUCUAACCUCAAACUCUCUCUUAGGAACAAUUUUCCUCAAACCAAAAGAACUGAUGUUUUGUUUUAUCAUGUUUUCUAUCAAUUACCAUGUAUAGACCCUCAUUAGAAUUUGAUUUUCAUAAUAGGUGUAGUGGUGCACAUCCAUAAUCCUAGCACUUGGAGCCUGAGGCAAGAAGAUCACAAGUUCAAGGCCAGCUUGGGCUACAUAGUGAGAUCCUGUCUCAAAAAAAAAAAGAAAAAAAUUGGAUUUUCAUGUCAGCCCGACUCCCAAGCAGGAAGUCAAGUCCCAAGGUGAUGGUGAACACUUUUCAUGGUUUAAAACCUAAUUCUCAUUUUUAGGUUCUGCCAUGAACUAUGUAGACAUUGUUUUGAUUAAUCUUUUGUCUGAAUACCCUCUUGCCUCCCUUAUAGCAGUCAGGAUUGAGACUGCUCUUUGCAUUUUUAAUUCUUGAAACUUGGCAUUCCAUAACAUGGUAUGUGCUUCAGGACUUCAUGGGAUCCAACGAGCAAGGUGACUGGACUGUAUUUUAGAAGCCCUCAAGUUAAGAGGGCUUCUCACCACGCAUUGGUUGAACAAUGCCUGACAGCAAGCCCCUUUCUUCUCCCUCUCCCUUGAGACUGUGAAGCCAUAGGCCACAGCUAUGCAGUAAAGAUUUGCCCUCUUCCUGUGGCGUUCACUUGGAGUGCUAACUGCAUCCGGAAACAACUCAGAACAAACAUUCACUUGUCAGAAACUGUCUUCCAUUUUGCUUUGAAGUUUGGCAUCCUUCGUGUUACCCUAAAGCAAGGCCAUGGUGUUCAAAAGCAGACACGAUGUCUAUUUGUCUGUUGUCUACAGCAUCUUUUCCAUUGGUUAU